Molecule: messenger RNA, 582 nt
Organism: Aureococcus anophagefferens
Lineage: Eukaryota; Pelagophyceae; Pelagomonadales; Pelagomonadaceae
Exons: 1
Coding region: 1-582 (193 amino acids)
Molecular function (GO): hydrolase activity
Source: RefSeq, a predicted model, not a curated record
AUGUCUCUGCUCCGCCCACCUACGCUGCGACGACCGUCGCGGCACCUCGCCGUGCUCGGCCUCGCAAGCAUCGGCCGCGCGCUGUCGUCAUCAUCGAGAGAGUACGCUUUGACGCCGCGCGCCGCGGUGGCGGUGACGGUUCGGCGGCCGACGAGUCCGCCGAGCUAUUGCCUGAUCCAGCGGGGCAAGCCGCCCGGCGAAGGCAGGUGGAGCAUUCCCGGCGGCGCCCUGGAGCUGGGCGAGGAGACGCUGGCCGGCGCGCGGCGGGAGCUCGCCGAGGAGACGGGCCUGCGCGACGGCGUGUCGUGGCACGGCGCGCCGUUCACGACGUCGGACGCCAUCUACCGCGACGACGACGGCCGCGUGCGCUUCCACUACCUCAUCGCUCAGUGCUUCUGCGAGGCGGCGCCGACCGCGGCGCUCGCGGCGGGCGACGACGCGCUGGACGCUAAGUGGUUCACGCUCGACGACGUCGCGAACGCGGGCGGCGACGUCGCGGGGAACUGCUGGCGGAUCCUGGCGCGCGCGGAGGCGCUCUUCGCCGCGGGCCUGCUCCCGGGAGACGACGAGGGGCGUCCGUAA